Molecule: messenger RNA, 457 nt
Organism: Staurois parvus
Lineage: Eukaryota; Metazoa; Chordata; Amphibia; Anura; Ranidae
Source: the annotation of a GenBank genome assembly
GGCUGGGCGGCAGACAGAGGCACAUCAGGCUGGGCGGCGGAUGGAGGCACAUCAGGCUGGGCAGCAGACAGAGGCACAUCAGGCAGGGCAGCGGACAGAGGUACAUCAGGCUGGGCAGCGGACAGAGGCACAUCAGGCGGCAGCAGCAGGCACACUGGGCCAACAGGCGAGGCAGCAGGCACUGGGCCGUCAGGCGAGGCAGCAGGCACCGGGCCAUCAGGCGGAGCAGCAUGCACCGGGCCAUCAGGCAGAGCAGCAGGCACCGGGCCAUCAGGCGAGGCAGUGGGCACCGGGCCAUCAGGCGGAAAAGUGGGCAUUGGGCCAUCAGGCGAGGCAGCAGGCACCGAGGCAUCAAGCUUGACAGCGGUCACCGAGUCAUCUGGCAGAACAGCGGGCACCGAGACAUCUGGCAGAACAGCGGGCACCGAGUCAUCUGGCAGAACAGCGGGCACUGAGU